Molecule: messenger RNA, 546 nt
Organism: Histoplasma capsulatum G186AR
Lineage: Eukaryota; Fungi; Ascomycota; Eurotiomycetes; Onygenales; Ajellomycetaceae
Product: DUF427 domain-containing protein
Exons: 4
Coding region: 15-329 (104 amino acids)
Source: RefSeq, a predicted model, not a curated record
CAGUAUCAUCCAGUAUGCCCCGCGCUGUAGCGAAGAUCGGGAAUACCGUCCUUGCCGAGACGGAUACUUGGGAGACAGUCGAGGGGAACGUCUACUUUCCCCGUUCGUCGCUGAAAGACGGCACAGGGACCUUUCGCCUGAUAGAAUCUGAUUCAUCGACUUUCUGUCCCUGGAAGGGGGCUGCGUCGUAUUAUGAUAUUUCUCUCCAGGAGACCGGCACCGUCAUAUCUGACGUCGUGUGGUAUUACGCAGAGCCGUCCGAGGCAGCGCGGAAGAUCAAGGACCAUGUCGCUUUCUAUAAGACCAAGGUCGAGGUUGUCGUUGAGUAGAGCCGGACUGGUGUGCGGUCAAGAUAGGACGGAUGGCUUUUUGCAGUGUGGAUAUGGGGAUUUGAGAGCAAUUGCUGCUGUUUCGUUGGAGAGUUGGAGGGUGAAGCUAAGUAGGCGCCUUUGAUAACUUAGUUAUAAGAGCUAUCUAGAUUCAACAACUUCAGGGCUUCGCUAGCCACAAGUUUUUCCCAUAGGACGUACGGCGCGCAUCCCAGCC